AUGGCAGGUCUGCAAAGAGUCACAGGAGGUGGCCUACCCAUCAAUCUUGGAGGAUCUGGGGGCGGGCAGGCGGGCUGGGCAAGGCGCAUGCCGAGGAGAAGGGGAGGGGGGGAGCUGGUGGUGCCGUGGGGGGGGGGCUUCAAUGGGGGUGCUGCUGAGGGCAAGGGCGAGAAGGGUGGGCAGUGGAGGGAGAAUCUGAAGGGGCGGUCAGAGUCAGAGUCUCGUAAGAAUGAAGACUGCCUCUCCCUGGAUGCCAGCAAUCCACAGCAGACCCGCGUGGAGGCUGCUGGAAUCGAGGAGGUUAGGCAGGAGGUAGGAGGAGGGAUCGAAGGAACAGAGGGCGUGGGGGGGGGGCAGGGAGGCAUGAAGAACCCUCUCAUGCGCACUCUCUCACCUCCUCCCACAGCCAGCCACCGUCCCAUCGUUCGCUGUCUUGCAGACGUGGACUGCAUUUUGGAGUUUGCAGCUGCCAUGCUCACCCCACCGGAUUGCUCCAAGUGCAAGAGAUGCAUCAACUACACCUCCCACAUCCCCUUCGUCACCCUCGUUGCCAACUUCACCUACGGCCCUGCCAGCGUCCUCAUGCAGGGGCUGGACCCCUUACCCAUGGGCGUUGCCUCUCUGAAGAAAGAGAAGGAGAAUCUCGAGCGCGUGUGGGAGCAGGUGGAGCGUGUGCCCAUGGCCCUGCUGCUCAGCAUCGCUUUGAGAUGGCCGCACCCCGUUCUCGUUCCCGGCGGGUUCGAUGAGGACGGCAGCCGGACGCCGCUGGAGGGGCUAGGGUGGGUUGGAGGAGGGAGAUUUUGGAGCCGUGGGGGCUUUGGGGGUGGCAGGGGUGGUGAGGAGGAUUUCUGGGAUGGUGGAGAAGUAUGGGAGGAGGUUUGGUCGUGGUGCGGUGCGGCAAUGAUUGCUUGGUCGGCGUAUGUCAAUGGGGGCAGUGAGACAUGUAGGGGAAAGCUGGGAGGGAAGGCGAGUGAGGUUUUGAGCCCCGAAAAAGUGUAUGAUCUCUGUCGGAGGACUGCCAAGGACUAA
This is a messenger RNA of Closterium sp. Naga37s-1, 1029 nucleotides long. NCBI's taxonomy places the organism in Eukaryota, Viridiplantae, Streptophyta, Zygnematophyceae, Desmidiales, Closteriaceae. The record is from the annotation of a GenBank genome assembly.